AUGCUGGGAACUUUUGCCACUGAGAUGUCAGAUUCAUGGUUUGAAGCUUUAAACUUGAUAGCAUGCAUGGCUAUGUGGCUCUCUAAACACGCGGCAUGGGUUGCCGGCAAAGAUGACGUGAAAGAGUACGAAGCCAAAGAAUGUUUAACUUGCCUCCGUCGAGCAGCAGGAAUGUUUUCUUAUGUCGGCACGCACAUCGGUCGUUUGUCUGGCACAGGAGACUUUGAAGGUGCCGAUUUCGAUCCGAAAGUAGGAAGGGCUUAUGAACAGCAGGUGCACACAUCAGUUUCAUUGCUUGUUUUUCAUCUUAGUACAGUUAUAUUUGCCUCUUUUGUAAGGUUCUUUUAUUUACCUACUUUUCUUUGGAAUUCUUUAGAAAAUGCAUUAUUAGCCUUUUAA
Messenger RNA from Cooperia oncophora, 399 nucleotides. The record is from the annotation of a GenBank genome assembly. NCBI's taxonomy places the organism in Eukaryota, Metazoa, Nematoda, Chromadorea, Rhabditida, Trichostrongylidae.